AUGACAUCAUCACAGGCCUUUGGAAGAGGAAGACGGCUGCUCUACAGGUGGAGGAUUACACAGUGGUGAAGAAGAUCUCUAGCGAGCGCUGUCAGGCUCCUGUGUCUGAAGGAUGGGGAAGAACCCUGAGCCCAAUCACGGGGCCUCCACCUCACUCCCUGAUACAUAAGGAAAUCAAUGCACAGAAGAUCCUAGAACUCGUCCACAAGAUGAUUGAGCUGCUGACUGGAGAGGUUCCUAUAAGGUGUCAGGAUGUCACUGUCUAUUUCUCCAUGAAGGAGUGGGAGUAUGUAGAAGGACACAAGGAUCUGUACAAGGACGUCAUGAUGGAGGACCACCAGCCCCUCACAACACCAGGAAGAUCCAGUAAGAGAAGAACACCAGAGAGAUGUCCCAGUCCUCUUCUUCCACAGGAUCAUCAGCUUGUGAAUCAGGAUAAAGAUCUGAGCAAUAGUAAUUCUACAGAGACAUAUGUGAGAGGUGAUGACCAAUGGAAGGAGGACAUUCUUACAGAGACAUUUGUGAGAGGUGAUGACCAACGGAAGGAGGACAUUCCUACAGAGACAUUUGUGAAAAAUUAUGACCAGUAUAAGGAGAAAAUACCUACAGAGAUAAGUGUGAGAGGUGACAACCAGUAUAAGGAGGAAUCCCCUACAGAUAACAGCCCAGAUGACUGUACUGGGAGCUUAGAGGGAUAUCUGAUAUCGUUGGACUUGAAAGCAGUUGAUUGUGGUAUCACACAAGAUAUAUAUGAAGAGCAUAAGGUUAUCCCAGAAAUAUACUUAGCCCUUCACAGCCAAGAUCUAUCAUCUGAUCAUUUUAAGCAUCUUCUAUCUGAUUCAUCACAUACUGUAAAGCAGAAUAAAAGUCACAGAAGGGAUGUUAAACAUCCAAGAGCUCGUAAAAGGAAGAAGACAUUUUUGUGUUCAGAAUGUGGCAAAUGUUUUACCCAGAAGUCAGAUCUUGCAAGACAUCAAAGAAUUCACACAGGGGCAAAACCAUUUUCAUGUUCGGAAUGUGGGAAAUGUUUUACUCAGAAACCAACUCUAGUUGCACAUCAAAGAAGUCACACAGGGGAGAAGCCAUAUUCAUGCUCAGAAUGUGGAAAAUGUUUUACUCAUAAAUCAGACCUUGUUAGACAUCGGAGAAUUCACACAGGGGAGAAGCCGUUUUUAUGUUCAGAAUGUGGCAAAUGUUUUAUUCAUAAAUCAGAUCUUGUUACCCAUCAGAGAAUUCACACAGGGGAGAAGCCAUUUUCAUGUUCAGAAUGCGGCAAAUGUUUUAUUGUGAAAUCAGAUCUUGUUAAGCAUCAGAGAAUUCACACAGGGGAGAAACCAUUUUCAUGUUCGGAAUGUGGAAAAUUUUAUAGCGCUAAAUCAACUCUUGUUAAGCAUCAACGAAGUCACACAGGGGAGAAGCCGUAUUCAUGUUCAGAAUGUGGCAAAUGUUUUAUUCAUAAAUCAGAUCUUGUUACCCAUCAGAGAAUUCACACAGGGGAGAAGCCAUUUUCAUGUUCAGAAUGCGGCAAAUGUUUUAUUGUGAAAUCAGAUCUUGUUAAGCAUCAGAGAAUUCACACAGGGGAGAAACCAUUUUCAUGUUCGGAAUGUGGAAAAUUUUAUAGAGCUAAAUCAACUCUUGUUAAGCAUCAACAAAGUCACACAGGGGAGAAGCCGUAUUCAUGUUCAGAAUGUGGCAAAUGUUUUACUCAGAAAUCAAAUCUUGUUGACCAUCAAAAAAAUCACACUGGAGGGAAGCCAUUUUUAUUUUCAGAGUGGAGUAAAUGCUUUACAUUAAAUUCAGAUCUUGCCCAACAUCAAGGAACUCACAUAGGGGAAAAGCCAUUUUCAUGUUCCGAAUGUGUUAAAUUAUUUACCCAGAAACCAAGUCUUGGUAUACAUCAAAGGACUCACAAAGGCCUUAAGAAUAAGGAAACUUUGGACCACCAGUAAGCUGCAUGCAGCGGUAUUUCUCUGAAACAAUAUGCCACAUCUCUCCUGUAUGCCAUUAUGGCGGAGUUCUUCUAUUCUCCUCUGCCGGAUUUACCAAAAGGAGAUGUGAACAAAGCCUUAAAGUCAGAAAUGUACAAUUACCAAUAAAUAUAUUAUCUAAAAUA
Messenger RNA from Bufo gargarizans (Asiatic toad), 2113 nucleotides. Its product is annotated as gastrula zinc finger protein XlCGF26.1-like. The record is from RefSeq and is a predicted model, not a curated record. The transcript is spliced from 6 exons. Bases 210 to 1949 code for a protein of 579 amino acids. Gene Ontology annotation, biological process: regulation of DNA-templated transcription. Lineage: Eukaryota; Metazoa; Chordata; Amphibia; Anura; Bufonidae.